GAGAGAUGGAGAUGGAAACAACGAAGGAAGAAAACAAGCUCAAAGAGCGUAAGGUCUCAUGGGCAAAGCUCCGUCGAGUUGACUCUCUCAAUCUGGAAGCUGGAAGAGUUUCUGAGACCCAAACCUCAACAUUUACUUGGAAAGUCACUCUAAGUUUAGCAUUUCAAAGCUUGGGGAUUGUGUAUGGAGAUGUCGACACGUCCCCACUUUAUGUGUAUGCCAGUACUUUCACCAAAGGGAUUCAAAACAUCGAUGACAUUCUCGGUGUCUUGUCCCUUAUCAUCUAUACCAUCAUCCUCGUACCUAUGCUUAAGUAUGUUUUCAUCGUCUUAUGGGCUAACGACAAUGGAAACGGUGGAGCAUUUGCGCUCUAUUCGUUGUUAUGUCGCCACUUAAAGGUGGGUCUCAUUCCAAAUCAACAGCCAGAGGACAGGGAGCUUUCAAACUACAGACUGGAAGAACCAUGCAGCCAACUUAAACGGGCCGAGAAAAUAAAGAACAAGGUAGAAAAUAGUAAGCCUGUGAGGAUUUUUCUCGUACUUAUAACCAUUGUGGGAACUUCGAUGGUGAUUGGAGAUGGAGUUCUUACUCCAUCAAUUUCAGUUCUUUCUGCGGUAAGCAGGAUCAGCAAAUCCAUGGGUCAAGGCGCAGUUGUGGGAAUAACUAUAGGGAUCCUAGUGGCCCUUUUCUCUAUUCAACGAUUUGGGACUGAUAAAGUGGGAUUUUCAUUCGCUCCCAUUAUCCUUAUAUGGUUUUCAUUCAUCGGGGGAAUCGGUCUUUGCAAUAUAUUCAAAUACGACGUUGGGGUAUUGUGUGCUUUCAAUCCAAAGUACAUAUUUGAUUAUUUCAAGAGGAAUGGUAAGCAAGGAUGGAUAUCACUUGGAGGAGUCUCUUUAUGCAUUACAGGAUCAAAAGCCAUGUUUGCUGACUUGGGUCACUUUAACGUACGAGCAGUUCAAAUUAGCUUCACUUGUGUCACAUUCCCUACAUUACUAGCUGCAUAUAGUGGGCAGGCAGCAUAUCUACGAAAGUUCCCAGAAAACGUGUCCAAUACCUUCUAUGAUAGCAUACCAGAUCCCUUAUAUUGGCCAACAUUUGUCGUAGCCAUAGGCGCUGCCAUUAUAGCUAGCCAAGCAAUGAUUUCAGGAGCAUUUUCCAUCUUAUCACAGGCUCUAAAUCUGGGUUUUUUCCCAAGGGUGAAGGUUGUUCACACUUCUGUGAAGCACAGCGGCCAAGUCUAUAUUCCUGAGAUCAACUACAUGUUCAUGGUUGCUUGUAUUAUUAUCUGUGCGGCCUUCAAGACCACAGAAAAUAUUAGUCAUGCAUAUGGGAUUGCUGUGGUUUGUGACAUGAUGAUCACGACCUCGCUGGUUACACUUAUAAUGCUAACUAUUUGGAAGACAAGUCUCUGGUGGGUUACUCUCUUCCUUAUGAUAUUUGGCUCCAUAGAGGCACUCUAUCUUUCAUCUCAAUUAACCAAGUUUCCACAAGGAGGCUUUCUUCCAAUUGUAUCUGCUUUCUUCUUUACCAUAAUCAUGGGAAUGUGGCAUUAUGUGCACAAAGAAAGAUACAAUUUUGAGCUUGAGAAUAAGAUCUCCACUGAACAUGUAAAUGAAUUGAUCAAUGGUUCGAAUGUGAAUCGUGUGCCCGGAAUCGGACUUCUAUAUUUUGAGCUAGCUCAGGGCAUUCCUCCCAUAUUCCCUCACUUCAUUGCCAAUGUACCAUCAAUCCACUCUGUAGUUGUGUUUGUUUCUAUAAAGUCAAUUCCUCUUAGCAGAGUCACAUUAGAAGAGAGGUUCCUGUUUCGCCAGGUAGGACCAAGAGAGCACAAGAUGUUUCGAUGUGUUGUGAGGUACGGUUACAAUGAUAGGAUUAAAGAACCAAAGGUGUUUGAAAAUCAAUUAGUUCAACACUUGGAGGAGUUUAUUCGUCAUGAAGAUCUUAUUGUGAUCCGUGAAGAGGCUAAUCAAGAGGCUCAGGGAAGCACAGCACAAGUUGGUGCUUUGGCCUGGAACUAGAAGGAGAGUGAUAGUGAGGUCAAGUUUGUGGCAAAAGCAAGGGAGAAAGGGGUGGUGUAUUUGUUGGGGGAAGCAGAGGUGGUGGCUAAGCCUAAUUCAUCCUUCAUCAAUAAGAUCGUUGUUAAUUAUAUUUACAGAUUCUUGAGGCACAACUUUAGGCAAGGGGUCACACAUAUGGCUGUUCCUCGUAAAAGGCUUCUUAAGGUCGGAAUGACCUAUGAAAUAUGACAGCUUCGUGCGAGUAUAUGUAUUAACGUAUCAUGUAUUUUCAACAUCACUUUUGUACUUUGGUUUUUGUGUGAAUCUGCAUAUUUAUCUUUGUUUCUAGCUCACACUUCUACAUAAAUGAGAGAGGGAGUGAUGUUUUAAUUUUAAAUGUAAACUUAAAAUAUGAGGCUUCUUGUUUGCCA
This is a messenger RNA of Neltuma alba, 2428 nucleotides long. Its product is annotated as potassium transporter 5-like. Gene Ontology annotation, cellular component: membrane. The record is from RefSeq and is a predicted model, not a curated record. NCBI's taxonomy places the organism in Eukaryota, Viridiplantae, Streptophyta, Magnoliopsida, Fabales, Fabaceae. Gene Ontology annotation, molecular function: potassium ion transmembrane transporter activity. Gene Ontology annotation, biological process: potassium ion transmembrane transport.